AUGGCGGAAGCUCUCGGCGUUGUUGCCAGUGGUAUCGCGGUAACCCAACUUGCUACUCAGGUCGCAAGCAGCGUCAUCAAGCUGAAGAAUUGUUGGGAGCAGAUCAAGAACGUUCCGACGGAAAUUAGUUACCUCCUUCGCGAAAUCGAUUCUCUGAAACUCAUCUUGUGCCAUAUCCAGGACGACCAAGCAAGCCUGUGGGAGCCAAACUCGGUAGGGAAUGGCGUUCAUUUGAGGCAAAGCUUGGAGUUGUGCAAACAAGGCUCUGCGGAGCUGGAAACCCUAGUUAAUGAGCUAGGUGCGAAAAUUGAAGGGAAGCACGGAUUGAAGAAGAAGCUGGGGUCUGCGAAAGUGGUGCUGAAGAACGAAGAAAUCAAGGUAUUGAAGAGGAGAUUGAAGAGUACAAUUCGACUAUUGUCUUUGUCGUAUCAAUGUCAUACUAGCGCGAUGAUACAGAUGCAGUCGGAGGUCAUAGUCACCAGAGUCGCGAACCAUAUCGCUUCUACUACUCUGAAGCCACGCGGAUCGGAUGAUACCGUCAUUGAGACCCCGACUCUGCAAGAUGUAUCGCAAACACAUAUGAUCGAUUUCAACCCAUACGAGUAUUGGACUGGCUCGCCGUCGUGGAUUUGCUACAUUGCGGGGAAUUUCGAGUAUCGUAAAAGCUAUCGCAAGCACAGAGGCAAGGAAGGAGACGAGCACUACGCAAGAUAUAUGCUUCCUCGGUGGCUUUCCGACAAAGUCUGGGAGUAUCGUGCCCACAACACGAAUUUUGGGUGGCGAAUUAAUUUACAGACGUGCCGCUAUCUAAGUGUCGACUCCCCCUUUUUCAAGGCCAUCCAUAAUAGAGAUUUAGUUAGCGUCCGAAACAUGUUAUCUACCCGCGAAGCUUUCGUCACAGACAGGAUAGAACACCGCUCAUAUCCCUUCAGAGACGAUCUUUGGGAUGGUUGGAAACGUUUUGUGGGUGGGCAGACUGCACUGCAUCUUGCCACUAAAUGGGGAGACCUGGAAAUGUCGCAACUGCUCCUCUCAGAAGGGGCGGAUCCUCUUGCCCUCGACGACGAAAACAAGUAG
Molecule: messenger RNA, 1077 nt
Organism: Lachnellula hyalina
Lineage: Eukaryota; Fungi; Ascomycota; Leotiomycetes; Helotiales; Lachnaceae
Exons: 3
Coding region: 1-1077 (358 amino acids)
Molecular function (GO): protein binding
Source: RefSeq, a predicted model, not a curated record